ACACACGCGCGCGCUAUAUGGGGCAUUGAGCGCAGCGAGGAGCCGCCAGACGCUCCGAGCCGCGGGACGUUUCUGACCGCAGACUGGAGGAGACAAGGAAACAACAACAGCCCCACAAUGUGCUGACUGGGCCACAGAGUCCUGAACACAAACAGAGAUGAUUCCCUUUUCUCCCUGAGGAACUGACCAAUCAGCAGUCAGGAUGAUGCCAAAGCAGCUGGCUCAGACCUCUCCAGGGAGUGUCUUGUCCCUCAGAGGGACGAGUGUCCCAGGAUCCCCUGCUGCCGCCAUUGUGGCCCGUGUGGAGGACGGGCUGAUUGGCUAUAAGGACCUGGCGGCGCUGCCGAGGGACAAAGCCAUCCUGGACAUCGAGAGGCCGGACCUGAUGAUGUACCAGCCGCACUACAGCUACAGUCCUCUGGAGAGGUCCUCGUCUCCUCGGUCCAUGUCCCCGCCGGCGUCCCCAGAGAACCUGUCCAAGGAGACCCGGGAGUGGCUGGAGUACCGGUCCCCUGGAGGUUCCUCCCCGGGUUCCACCAUCCAGACCAGCAGAACCCACAGCUCGCACACGCCCAGCGCAGCGCCGUCCACACCGCACACACCCACCGGGGCCCCGCCCCCAGCCCCGCCCCCAGCCCCGCCUCCACCCGCCAAGAGCAGCCUGCAGCACUUCCACCGGCCAGAAAACGGCUCAAACAUCUACAGGAAGCCUCCGAUCUACAAACAAGACGUUGCCCCGGUUCCUCAGGGGAGGCACAUGGAGGACCUCAUCAUCGAGUCCUCUAAGUUCCCGGCCGCUCAGCCUCCGGACCCGAACCAGCCGUCCAAGAUCGAGACGGAGUUCUGGCCCUGCCCCCCCUCCCUGGCUGUGGUUGAGAAGGAGAUGAGGAGGAAGGAGCCCCAGGACGCAGCGGAGGAGCAGGAGGAGGAGGACGAGCUGUGGGGGCUGCAGAGACAGCAGCUCAGCCAGAUCCAGUCCAACCUGGGACGGAUCAUCCUGCAGGAGGAGUUGGGGAAAUCCGCGGCUCCCCUGCGGAGGAAGACCCGGUCCCUGCCGGACCGCGGCCUGAACGCCGGCUCCGCCCCCUCCAGGUCGGUGUAUUUCCCAGCAUCCUCCAGGAGCGGCCUGUCCAGACUGCAGUCGGCGGAGUUCAACCCGGCGGAGAACCGUUCCGCAGAACUUCAGAACGGAGACUCCAGGAUGGACCGAGGGAACUCCCUCCCCAGCAUGCUGGAGCAGAAGGUCUACCCCUACGACGUCCUGGUGGUGACUCACAGAGGACGCAGGAAGCUGCCUCCCGGCGUGGACAGAACCCGGCUGGAGCACCACCUCUCUCAGGACGAGUUCUUCAGCGUCUUCGGGAUGUCCAUGGAGGACUUCGACCGUCUGUCUCUCUGGAAGAGAAACGACCUGAAGAAGAAAGUCUGUCUCUUCUGACGUCCCACAAUCCUCGGCUCUUCAGCGGAACACAAGCCGCCACCCCCGCCCGGCGCCCCUCCCCCGUCCCACCGCAUCUGCGAAGGAAGUGGUUCACAGUCCUGCUGCAGACGUUAGGUCACCGGUUCGAGCGCCGGACAUCACUCGAGCACAAACCUCCAGAACCCCAGAACCCCAGAACCUCCAGAACAUCCAGAACAUCCAGAACCCCAGAACCUCCAGAACAUCCAGAACCCCCAGAGACCUGUCAGCCGGCGGGACGCCGCUCACGCCGCGUUCCCAGACACCCACGCGGCAAAAAGCUCAGCUCAAGACUUCCAGAACUUUUACGAAGCGUCUUCAGCCGACGUGGAACCAACAUUCCUGCGGAGCCGACCGUUCACGCCUCCAAACGGGCCGUUCCGAUUGGCCCGGCCAGCGAUGAUGUCACAGUCUGACCGCAGCUCUUCUCGUGAAGAGUGAAAAUCUAAACUUUAUGAGGGUUUGUUUGUAAAAGGUGCCGAAGACGUUCUCCUGCCUGAACUCCACGUUCUGCUCAUCUGAAACUCACCUUUGUAUCGAUGGACCAAAGCAUUCAGGGACAGGAUCCGCUGAGGGACAGGGUCCGCUGAGGGACAGGAUCCGCUGAGGGACAGGAUCCGCUGAGGGACAGGGUCCACUGAGGGACAGGAUCCGCUGAGGCUACGGGCAAAUCCUGAUCUCUGAACUCAGUUCCAGCUUUUCUAACUUCAUGGUAAAAUGUUCCCAUUCGGCCGCAGAACAGUGAGAACCAAGCAGAACCUGGUUCCAUCCACAAGAAAACAGCCAGACUGGGAAAGAGGAACCGGCAGAGUCUGAAACCGGCCCAAACCAGUCCAGACCAGGUGAAAACCAGUCUGAACCAGUCCAAACCAGGCAAAAUACAGUCCUAACCAACCCAAAGAGGCUAAAACCAGCCCAAACCAGUCCAAACCAACACAAACCAGUCCAGACCAGUCUGAGCCAGUCCAAACCAGGCUAAAACCAGUCCAGACAAGGUGAAAACCAGCUCAAACCAACCAAAACCAGGCUAAAACCAGCCCAAAUCAUGUGAAACCAGUCUGAACCAGUCCAAACAAGGCUAAAAUCAGUCCAGACCACUUGAAAACCAGUCUGAACCAAUCUAAAUCAGGCUGAAGCCAGCUCAAACCAGUCCAAAGUACGUGAAAACCAGCCCAAACCAGUCCAAACCAGGCUAAAACCAGGAUAAAACCAGCCCAAACCAGUUUAGACCAGCUCAAACCAGGCCAAACCAACCCGAACCAGGCUAAAACCAACCCGAACCAGUCCAAACCAACAUAAAUCAGCCCACACCAGGUGAAAACCAGUCCGAACCAACCAAAAUCAGGAUCAAAACAGCUCAAACCAGUUCGAAACCAGUCUUAACCAGUCCCAACCAGCUCAAGCCAGUCUAAACUACCGUAGUUCAAACCAAGACAAACCAGUCCAAAUCCAGCCAAAACAACAAAAACCAGUCCAAAACCAGUCUCAACGAGCCCAAACCAUGACAAACCAGGGUAAAACCAGUCCAAAACCAGUCCAAACCAGGCUAAAAUCAGUCCUGGCCAGGUUAAAACCGUUCCAAAAGCAGUAGACACCACUUCAAAAGUAGUCCAAGUCAGGCUGAACCAACCCAAACCAGGAUCAAACCAGUCCACAAUCAUUACAAGUCAGGCUGAACCAGUCCAAGCCGGCUAUAGAAGGCCAAAGCCCGACUGGAGUCUGAACACCAGCACCGAACUCGACCAGAACCAUGAAGCCAGACUGAACCGCCAGAUGUUAGCUGGAGGAGGACCAGGACCAGGAGUGUGUGGACGGAUCGCUCUGGUCUGGUCCUGGUCCGGGACGAUUCCAACACUUUCAGAGGAUCUUCAGUCUCUAUCGAAUGUAUUUGCUUUCGAUCCAGAAUGUUUGUGCAGAUUCUUCGAUGCCAAAUGAAGCCGACAGCUCCGACCCGCCGGGACGACGCCGGGACCGUGGUGGAGCAGCCAAACCCCCUCAGAGCCGCACAACUCAGACCAGAACCAGAACCGUCACGGACUGGACUCCUUCUGAGGGGCUGAGGACCCUCGCGGACCAAUCCUCAGACCCCCCUGGAACCUCUGCCAAAUGGCCUUGGACCCCAGGUCCCGGACCCCAGGUUCUGGACCCCAGGUCCCGGACCCCAGGUUCUGGACCCCAGGUCCUGGGAACCACAACACAAAGCCACACCUUUAUUGAGUCUGAGCAUCUUUCUGUGUGAACAUUUUUAUUCUCUGAAUGUUCCUUUAAACCCAAGUGUGGCCACACACACACACACACACACACACACACACACACACACACACACACACACACACACACACACACCUCUCCCUUCACCUGUAUCACUUUAUUAUACGGCCUUGUUGACACGGCAACGCUUCGAAAACAAUGUCCGUUUCCAUGGAAAUGGCAGAAAGUUUCCCAGAAGAUUCUGGACUGGGACCAGGUCCAGGCCUAAGUCCAGAUCCAGGACCAGGACCAGGACCAGAGCUUCAUUUUUCCCGUUUCCAUGGAGACGGAAGCAGCACAUUUUCAGAAGUUUCCACUCUGGAACCAUUUUCAAGUAGAUGGUUUUCAGUGACCGAAACCCAAAAGGAUAAUUCUGCUUUGUGGUGCAAACUGAGGCCGAGGGCCCGAGACCAGGACGGAGGAGGAGGAACACCGGUCACUUCAUGUUAACUCUGUGAGGACCGGCCGGCGCCUCGCUCUGAUUGGUCGGUGAGGUGAGGACCGGCCAGCGCCUCGCUCUGAUUGGUCGGUGAGGUGAGGACCGGCCAGCGCCUCGCUCUGAUUGGUCGGUGAGGUGAGGACCGGCCGGCGCCUCGCUCUGAUUGGUCGGUGAGGUGAGGACCGGCCGGCGCCUCGCUCUGAUUGGUCGGUGAGGUGAGGACAGGCCGGCGCCUCGCUCUGAUUGGUCGGUGAGGUGAGGACCGGCCGGCGCCUCGCUCUGAUUGGUCGGUGAGGUGAGGACCGGCCGGCGCCUCGCUCUGAUUGGUCGGUGAGGUGAGGACCGGCCGGCGCCUCGCUCUGAUUGGUCGGUGAGGUGAGGACCGGCCGGCGCCUCGCUCUGAUUGGUCGGUGAGGUGAGGACCGGCCGGCGCCUCGCUCUGAUUGGUCGGUGAGGUGAGGACAGGCCGGCGCCUCGCUCUGAUUGGUCGGUGAGGUGAGGACAGGCCGGCGCCUCGCUCUGAUUGGUUUGCUGUGAGCGAUGUUGCGAUGACACACGGAUUGUUGCGUGUUCUUGCGUUUGUAGACUUUGCGGUGUCGGGUUGGUUUGUUUCGUCUCUUUCACUCGCAGGACGGCUUCAGUCGGGAGACUCUGAGCCUCCAGCAGCCGUUUGUAAAUAAACCAGUCGCCGUUUUUCUCGUGGUAGAAGCAGAAACACUGAAUGUACCAAACCUUUUGGGUUUCCCUGGUAGUUUUCAGCUUGACAGAAAAUGCACAAAGGUCACCUGGGGUCAGAGGUCAGUCGGAGUCAGGGGUCAGAGGUGAGGGUCCGUGUGAAGCCGUCCUGCUGCUGUACAUACUGAACCACUGAAUGAUGAAUAUCUUGCUGUUUUCAUGUGUGGAUGCUGUAACAGAUGAACGGCGACGCCAGAGACGAGCCGGGAGUCACAAUAAAGAGUGUUUCUAUUCCUCCA
This is a messenger RNA of Salarias fasciatus (jewelled blenny), 5122 nucleotides long. Its product is annotated as dematin. Gene Ontology annotation, biological process: lamellipodium assembly; cytoskeleton organization; actin filament bundle assembly. Bases 203 to 1438 code for a protein of 411 amino acids. The transcript has 18 exons. Gene Ontology annotation, molecular function: actin filament binding. NCBI's taxonomy places the organism in Eukaryota, Metazoa, Chordata, Actinopteri, Blenniiformes, Blenniidae. The record is from RefSeq and is a predicted model, not a curated record. Gene Ontology annotation, cellular component: actin cytoskeleton; plasma membrane.